CUCACGGUAUGUGCAGUAGCCUCGAGGCAUAAGCCACAUCUCAGGGAUCGUCCAGAAAGUACGUCCGCUUUUCUCAGAUUCGUUCGGCAAACUCCAGAAGCACGGCGCCUGCGAACAUCUGGUUUCGUAACGGGAAGAUGCGAAAGCACUAUCUGGACGAUCCCUUAGAGCCCCCCCCCCCCGACUGGCGAAUGCUUGAGUCCGCGGGCACUGGAGGACAAGUUUGUAGACUGAUUCGUGUGCCUCCCCUCCUCCACGGCGGCUCGGUGCGACGCAGGUGAGCGCCGUCCUCCGCCGCUGGGAGGCGAGCCUGAGCGGCGAGGGCGUGGGUCUUCGCGGGCGGCUGUGGGACACGAUGAGGGGCACCACGCCCGCCGUCUGCCUGACCCUCGGGCUGAUGUGCAUGGUGCUGACGGGCGUCGGCGUGAUGGGCCGCACGCUCGGGUCGCAGGGCCUCGUGUCGUCGCUCGUCGACAUGGUGUACGCCGUGUCGCUGCUGGGCUGCGCCAUGUCGCAGCUCUUCUUCGCGCAGAACCGGAAGGACGUCCAGGCCAUGCUCGUCCGCUUACACGAAGUGGCCACGGAGCUGGAGCACGAUCUCGAGGGUCCCGAGCACCGACAGGAGAGGGCGGAGUUGUCCCUCAGCGCCCGCAGCGCGCACAAGUGGUUCGUGGGCAUGCGCGUGUACGCCACGCUGGCGGCUGUGUCCGUGAUGCUGCCGCACUUCACCACGCUCAAGCCCGUGCCCGCCGUCUGGCCCUCCCACCCCGCGCUGGAUCCCCCCCUCGCCAUCAUCUUCGCCCUCAGCGGAAACUCCUGCUGCAUCGCCUAUUCCGAGUUCCUCAGCCUGCAGCUGGUCGCCACCAUCUCGAGCGCCGGGAUGUACCGCGCGCUCGGAGCGCGCCUACAGAGGGCCGUCGGCAAGGACGAAGAGCUGGAGUCCGUCGCGCGGCUGCACGGUGAGCUCAACAGCGUCGCCACGGUGCAGGACGCGCUGUUCUCGUCCUACCUGCCCUUCUACCUGCUCCCACCGCUCGGCGGCACGGCCCUGGCCACCUGCGGCUUCCUCUACGGCGCCUUCUCCUCCAACUUCAUGAGCCUCGUGCCGCAGAUCUUCAUCAUCUUCAUGCCCCUGUGCCUGUGCGGGGACGAUCUGCAGCAGACCAGCGGAGAGACGCUCUCGCUGUGCGGCUACAGCGGCAACUGGCUGGACUGGCCGCCCAGGGCGCGCAGGCUGCUGCACUGCGUGAUGGCGCGGGGCACGCGGCCGCAGCUUGUAUACGUGAAGGCGUUCGGUCACUUGGAUCGUAAGGCGUGCCUGUCCGUGCUCAAGACCUGGUUCAGCUUCCUGCAAACGCUCACCAACCUGUCCGGGAUCUCACCCGACGGCCACUAGGACGGCCGGGCGUGGGUGUGUGCGUGCGUAGAUACCCCGUGUGGCAGCUCCGAGAGCGCCUCUACCCCGGCACAGCAGCUCCCACGCAGAAGUGUAGUGACAGAUUUUAAUAUUUAUAGUUAAGUGCUGAAAGAACAAUGGAAUAAAAAGUAGCGUUUAUCA
This is a messenger RNA of Frankliniella occidentalis (western flower thrips), 1558 nucleotides long. RefSeq lists its product as uncharacterized. The record is from RefSeq and is a predicted model, not a curated record. Gene Ontology annotation, cellular component: membrane. Gene Ontology annotation, molecular function: olfactory receptor activity; odorant binding. The transcript is spliced from 8 exons. NCBI's taxonomy places the organism in Eukaryota, Metazoa, Arthropoda, Insecta, Thysanoptera, Thripidae. The coding region runs from base 356 to 1396 and encodes 346 amino acids. Gene Ontology annotation, biological process: sensory perception of smell.